AUGUCUCUAAAGCCUUACUUCUCUCUACACUCAUCUCCAAAAAAUGCAAAUCUCUCCAACUUCUUGAUCGCUCAACAAUCCUCUGGUGACCGGAAAAAUUCCCCGGCCGAAGAAUUUUCUCCACUGGCUGAGAAAUUCAACCGGCGGCUUCUUCUGGGUAUAGGAUCAUCCUCUGUGCUUGCGAUCGGUGCUAAUUUCGGAGGAAUCACGAGUUUCGUACUCGGUUUAUCGCCGGAAUUCGGCCGGCAUCUGAAACUCGACGUCGUUUACCCGGUCGGAGGUUAUAGAAGAUGUAUCGAAACCGUUGAAGGAUUCGAAUUUAUAUAUCCGGAUACUUGGGUUGGAGACCAGACGCUCUUGUAUAGAGCGGCGGAGAAAUCAGAACGGGAGAUUUCGCUAGACCUUCCUCCGGCGAGAAAUAGUCGCCGGAAAAAUGUCAAUGAACCGGUUGUUGCAUUUGGACCGCCCGGUUCAACCGGCAAGCUCAAUGUCAGUGUUAUCGUCUCUCCUGUUUCACCUAGUUUCUCAAUUGAAGCAUUUGGAGGACCAAAGGAAGUAGGAGAAGCAAUAGUAAGAACAGUGACAGGAUCGGGUCAACGGAUGGAUUUAAAAGGAACUUUGCUAGAAGCGAAUCUCAGAGAAGAUUCAGAGAGAAACUUGAAGUACUAUGAGUUGGAGUUUAAGGUCGAAUCACCGCUUUUCCAGCGGCAUAACGUGGCUGUUUGUUGCGCUCACGGUGGUCGGCUUUACACGUUGAAUGUGCAGGCUCCGGAAGAAGCUUGGUCGGAGGUGAGAUCGGAGUUUCACACUAUUGCCAAAUCAUUCAAUAUCAUUUCUUGA
Messenger RNA from Arabis nemorensis, 840 nucleotides. The record is from the annotation of a GenBank genome assembly. Lineage: Eukaryota; Viridiplantae; Streptophyta; Magnoliopsida; Brassicales; Brassicaceae.